This is a messenger RNA of Anolis sagrei ordinatus, 990 nucleotides long. NCBI's taxonomy places the organism in Eukaryota, Metazoa, Chordata, Lepidosauria, Squamata, Anolidae. The record is from RefSeq and is a predicted model, not a curated record.
AUGGGGGUAUCUUUCUCGGUGGCCCAUUUAUCUCCCUCUGUCACCAUCAGUGGCAGCUCUAAUAACUCCUAGGCAGGUAUUGAAAAAAACCAGUGCGUGUCUGGUGUCACUGUUCAGUUGGAGAUGAGGAGCCUUUGGGAGGAAUUCAACAGCCUUGGCACUGAAAUGAUUGUCACCAAGGCAGGGCGGAGGAUGUUCCCUACUUUCCAGGUCAAGAUAUCCGGCAUGGACCCCUUGGCUGACUAUGUGCUGCUCAUGGACUUCGUGCCUUUGGAUGACAAAAGAUACCGGUACGCAUUUCACAACUCUGCUUGGUUGGUAGCUGGCAAGGCAGAUCCUGCUACACCUGGCCGGGUUCAUUUCCACCCUGACUCUCCAGCCAAGGGAGGCCAGUGGAUGAGGCAAAUCGUCUCCUUUGACAAGCUCAAACUCACCAACAACUUGAUGGAUGACAACGGCCAUAUCAUCCUGAAUUCCAUGCACAGAUACCAGCCCCGAUUCCACGUGGUGGUGGUAGAUCCACGCCCAGACUGUGAGCGUUAUGCCCAGGAGAAUUUCAAAUCCUUCAUUUUCACUGAAACUCAGUUCAUGGCAGUGACAGCUUAUCAGAACCACCGGAUCACACAGUUGAAAAUUGCUAGUAACCCAUUUGCAAAAGGGUUCCGAGAAUGUGAACCAGAUGAGUGGUAAGUCUCCUUGGCCCCACUACUGUCAGGAUUUACAAGCAGCCAUCAUCUCCCUCCUUCCCUCCUCAGAGAAACUUCUCAGCUCCAGCAUCCACCCCUGGUGACACCUGCCGGUCUCCCAGAUAUGUGCAUUGCUCGACGGCCCUUGAACGAAGCACCCGGGGCCUUGCCCUAUAAGCACCUCUCCUAUCACAGCAUUUAUGUGGGAGCCCGCUCACGGGGAACACCAUAUGCGCUCCCCAGCAACCGGGCUACUAGUUUCCACACUCUCAACAUCUACACAGCUGGUGGCUAUGAACAAUGA